GAAGUCUUGUAAAAGUUCAUAGUGGUGUUAAUUUGUCACAUUUGAAACACGGAUUGGUAAGAUGUUUUGCAACAACAAAUGUGACGUGGACUCCCAGGGAAUCAAAAAAGACCGUCGUGGAUAAGACUGGAAAAAAUAUUGUUUUUGUAGAUGCUGUCAGAACACCAUUUCUGGUGGCUGGUACUGAUUAUUCAAAGUUGAUGGCACAUGAUCUAGCUAGGCAUGCAUUAUUGUCCCUUCUGCGAAAGACAGGAAUUCCGAAAGAAAUUAUAGACUACAUUAUAUAUGGAACCGUUAUACAGGAAGUGAAAACGAGCAACAUUGGACGUGAAGCUGCUCUUGCUGCUGGUUUCUCAGAAAAAACACCAGCGCACACAGUUACAAUGGCGUGUAUUAGCUCAAACCAAAGCAUUACCACAGGAGUCGGGCUUAUUGCAGCUGGAGCAUAUGAUGUCGUCAUUGCGGGAGGAGUGGAAUUCAUGUCUGAUAUUCCCAUUCGUCUGUCUCGCAAACUUCGCAGUCUUCUUUUGCGUUUGAAUAAGACCAAAACGAUAGUCCAAAAACUUCAGCUUCUCUCUACAUUACGUCCUUCAUAUCUUGUUCCAGAGUUGCCAUCAGUGGCAGAAUUCUCAUCGGGUGAAACUAUGGGGCAUUCUGCAGAUCGGUUGGCAGCCUCAUUUGGUGUAUCUCGUAAAGAGCAGGAUGAAUAUGCUCUGCGCUCCCACACCUUGGCCCAGCAGGCAUAUGAUAAGGGAUACCUCACAGACAUAGUUCCAAUGAAAGUUCCUGGAGUAUCAAAGACUGUAUCAAGGGAUAAUGGAGUUAGAGUUUCAACUCCUGAGCAGCUGCAGAAACUGAAACCUGCCUUCAUUAAACCACAUGGAACAAUAACUGCUGCAAAUGCAUCUUUUCUGACUGAUGGUGCUUCAGCUUGCUUAAUUACCACGGAAGCGAAAGCAAAGGAACUGGGUCUGAAACCAAAGGCCUAUGUUCGAGAUUUUAUCUUUGUUUCGCAGGAUCCAAAGGACCAGCUUCUUCUUGGUCCAACAUAUGCUGUACCCAAAGUGCUGGAAAAGGCUGGUCUCCAGCUUAGUGACAUUGAUGUUUGGGAAGUUCAUGAGGCUUUUGCAGGUCAGAUCCUGGCCAACUUGAAAGCAAUGGAUUCAGACUUCUUUGCCCAGAAAUACAUGGGACGGAAUACAAAAGUUGGAGUUCCUGACCUUAACAAGUUCAACAGCUGGGGAGGUUCCCUCAGUAUAGGACAUCCAUUUGCUGCAACAGGUGUACGUCUCACAGCACAUGCAGCCAACCGACUGAUACGAGAAGAUGGCAGGUUUGCUGUGAUCGCUGCUUGUGCAGCAGGUGGUCAGGGUGUUGGAAUGAUUGUUGAACGACAUCCAGAUGGGCAACCACAUUAAGGAACAGUAUAAGAUAUUGAAGCAACAAGCCAUGCAAAUAAACAUGCUUACACAGGUACUGGUACACGCUUGUACGUGUUUUAUAUGAGAUGUUUCUUGACAGAAAAAUCUGAGAUGUCAAGAAAUUGCCUUGUACAAAUAUAAAGCUUUUCCAUUAUGAAUGUAUAAUUUUAGUUUGUAAUUUUUAAGUAAGAUAUAUACAUACACAUAUAUAGAUAAUUUUCAUAUCACGAGAACAAUGCUAACUGAAUAAUUUUCUUAUCAGCUUUUAUAUAUUGAAUAUAAGAUGUUUAUAAAACUGUGACUUUUGAUGAAAGAUCUUUGUUUUUAUAUGUAUUUUUUAAGACAUGAUCAUCUUAAUUACCUUAAGAAAGAUUAUCUAAAUAUAAUUUUGAAUUCUUAGGUACACUGCCUGGCACUACAAACAUAAUUUAAUAAUAAAUGAUAAACUGUAAUAUUACAGUGGAAAUCUGAA
Messenger RNA from Cryptotermes secundus, 1893 nucleotides. It is a transcript of the gene Mtpbeta, whose product is annotated as trifunctional enzyme subunit beta, mitochondrial. The record is from RefSeq and is a predicted model, not a curated record. Lineage: Eukaryota; Metazoa; Arthropoda; Insecta; Blattodea; Kalotermitidae. Gene Ontology annotation, biological process: fatty acid beta-oxidation. Gene Ontology annotation, molecular function: acyltransferase activity, transferring groups other than amino-acyl groups.